AUAUCUAUAUAUAUCAUCAUCUCCCCAAACCACAAGCCUAUACUUACAGCUAUACAUACACGCAUCAUCUUCUCUUCUUUGAUCUGGGUUUUGAUCCCAACAUGAUGAAGAUGGAGAGUAACUGCGAUUUGGAACUUCGUCUUCUUUCUUCAUCUUUUGAAUCCGAUUGCAUCAGCUCGACGGAGGACAGUCCGCAAAAGGAAGAAUCUCAGAGAAUAACCAUUUUCUACAAUGGAAAGAUGUGUGUCUCCGAUGUUACCGACCUUCAGGCUAAAGCGAUUAUAUCGCUAGCGAACAGAAGAGUGGAAGAGAGAUCAUCAUCGAGGUCAAGACCGAACAACAAAUUAUCAACCACAUCUCAUCAUCUCCAUCAGCAUAGCCAUCAUCAUCAUCAUCAUCAUCAUCAUCAUCAUAAUAGUCAGACUAGUUCUCUGACUCUCCAAGGCUCAAAUUCGGCAGCUUUCAUGAAAAGAUCUCUUCAAAGAUUUCUCCAGAAUCGAAGAGAUCGAAUUCAAGCCUCAUGUCCAUACCAUUCAAAAGGUUGCUGUAAUAAUACAUAGAAUGAUAUAAAACAUCUUUUUUUUGGGUAAUCGAGUGUUCUAAAUUAAGACCCAAACUAAUCUCGGACUAGGGAUCAACCGUGUAAUUUAGAAUAUACGCCAAGAACGCAUCUUUUUUACACUUUUUAAUCGAUUUUUAGGUUUUUUCAAGCUUAGAUGUUCAAGAAAAUUUGGAAUAUACGCCAAGAACCAUCUUUUUUACGUCUUUUAAUCGAUUUUUAGGUUUUUCAA
Molecule: messenger RNA, 791 nt
Organism: Tarenaya hassleriana
Lineage: Eukaryota; Viridiplantae; Streptophyta; Magnoliopsida; Brassicales; Cleomaceae
Product: protein TIFY 5A-like
Exons: 3
Coding region: 102-560 (152 amino acids)
Biological process (GO): regulation of jasmonic acid mediated signaling pathway; response to wounding; regulation of defense response
Cellular component (GO): nucleus
Source: RefSeq, a predicted model, not a curated record